Pipistrellus nathusii (Nathusius's pipistrelle) is the source of this 300-nucleotide messenger RNA. The record is from the annotation of a GenBank genome assembly. Lineage: Eukaryota; Metazoa; Chordata; Mammalia; Chiroptera; Vespertilionidae.
AUGUAUAAAAAAGCCAUAGAUUUCUGGGUGUUAAUUUUGUAUCCUGCUACAUUGCUGAAUUCAUUUAUUAGAUCUAAUAGUUUUUUGAUGGAAUCUUUGGGGUUUUCUAUGUACAAUAUCCUGUCUUCUGCAAAUAAUGAUCAUUUUACUUCUUCUUUUCCAACUUGGAUGCCUUUUAUUUCUUCCUCUUAUCUUAUCACUAUGGUUAGCACUUCCAAUACUACAUCAGGAGUGGUGAAAAUGGUGAUCCCUGUCUUGUUCCUGUUCUUAGGGGAAAUUAUUUUAGUUUUUUCCCAUUGA